CAUCAGCCAACAUCCCCUUCGCCGUGCAUUGCAGCGGAGGAGAAAGUCUCGCAGUUCUAUCUUCUCGGUCGUAUUUCUUUCUGGACUUUUCCCCUUCUCUUAGAAGUCGCUGGUCCAUCGGCUUCGCCCUUCCUUCCCCGUUUGCCGGUUCACCAUGAGAGGCCUCGUCGCUCUCUCCUUCGCGGCCUGCGCUGCCGCGGCCCCCAGGGUCAGCUUCGAGACGAUCCACGGGGACGCUGCGCCCAUUCUUUCGUCGUCCAACGCUGAAGUCAUCCCCAACUCGUACAUCAUCAAGUUCAAGAAGCAUGUCACCGAGGAUUCUGCGUCAGCGCACCACAGCUGGGUCCAGGAGAUCCACACGUCCCGGGAGAUGGAGCGCGCCGAUCUCAAGAAGCGUGGCCAGUUCCCGCUGGUUGACGAUGUCUUCCGCGGCCUGAAGCACACGUACAAGAUCGGCCAGGACUUCAUGGGCUACUCCGGCCACUUCGAUGACGAGGUCAUCGAGCAGGUGCGGAGGCACCCUGAUGUUGAGUACAUCGAGCGGGAUAGCAUCGUCCACACGAUGCGUGUUGUCGAAGAUGCCAAGUGCGACAGCGAGCUUGAGAAGGCCGCUCCGUGGGGCCUGGCCCGCAUCUCCCACCGGGAUGCGCUGGGCUUUUCCACCUACAACAAGUACCUGUACGCUGCCGAAGGUGGCGAGGGUGUGGAUGCCUAUGUCAUCGACACUGGCACCAACAUUGAGCACGUCGACUUCGAGGGCCGUGCCAAAUGGGGCAAGACGAUCCCCACUGGCGAUGCUGAUGAAGACGGAAACGGCCACGGCACCCACUGCUCCGGCACCAUUGCCGGCAAGAAGUAUGGCGUCGCGAAGAAGGCCAACAUCUACGCCGUCAAGGUUCUCCGCUCCAACGGCUCCGGCACCAUGUCUGAUGUUGUUGCCGGCGUCGAGUGGGCCGCCAAGUCGCAUAUCGAGCAGGUCAAGGCUGCCAAGGCUGGCAAGCGCAAGGGCUUCAAGGGCUCUGUCGCCAACAUGUCGCUGGGCGGCGGCAAAACCAAGACGCUUGACGACACGGUGAACGCGGCCGUCGCGGUGGGCAUCCAUUUCGCGGUGGCUGCCGGAAACGACAACGCCGACGCCUGCAACUACUCGCCCGCUGCCGCCGAGAGGGCCGUCACUGUCGGUGCUUCGGGCAUUGACGACAGCCGUGCCUACUUCUCCAACUACGGCAAGUGCACGGACAUCUUCGCGCCCGGCCUGAGCAUUCUGUCCACCUGGAUCGGCAGCAAGUACGCCACCAACACCAUUUCGGGCACCUCGAUGGCCUCGCCCCACAUCUGCGGUCUCCUGGCCUACUACCUGUCGCUGCAGCCCGCCAGCGAUUCCGAGUACUCGGUUGCCCCCAUCACCCCGGAGAAGAUGAAGUCCAACCUGCUCAAGAUCGCCACCGAGGGCGCCCUCACGGACAUGCCCAGUGGCACCCCCAACCUGCUCGCCUGGAACGGUGGUGGCUGCAAUAACUACACGGCCAUCGUCGAGGCAGGCGGCUACAAGGUGGACCGCAAGACCAAGGCGGGCUCGAGCGACAUUGCCGAGUCGGUCUCCAAGCUCGAGGAGCUCAUUGAGCACGACUUCGAGGUGGUCUCUGGCAAGGUUGCCCAGGGCGUCUCAUCCUUUGCGGGCAAGGCCGAGAAGUUCUCGGAGAAGAUCCACAAGCUGGUUGAUGAGGAGAUCAAAGAAUUCCUCGAGGAGAUCGCUGCCUAGACGAUGAUGAUGAGGUAGCCCGUUGCAAUCCGCGCUACCCUUUCUGUUCCUUGUUUCUUUUCUCUCUAUUGUUUCACCUCUGGGAAUAUCGGGACGGGGCAAGUAUCACGGCUGCCUGAGGCGUUUCUUGUACUGUGAAUGCAACACGGGACUCGGUCGCACAUGGAAUCGAUGGGUUGUUCUGCAUAUUCGAGGGUUAACCACGUUCACUCAGUCUAGCAAACAGAGUUUGUCUUUCCGUUUUUCCGUCAUCCGCCGCUGCAGUCGGCAUCGAAGUGCCUUGCCUUGGGGUGCGCUUCUGAGCAGCCUCCGCCCGAGCAGCCUCCGCCUAUGGGCAGUUCCCGGACGAAGCCCCGGGUCGUAGCCGGGCAUCGAAACAGUAGGAGCUCCCGUCUUAGUGUGGCCCUUGUCGGCAUUGCUACUCGGGCCUUGCUCCUUCCCCUUC
Molecule: messenger RNA, 2207 nt
Organism: Thermothielavioides terrestris NRRL 8126
Lineage: Eukaryota; Fungi; Ascomycota; Sordariomycetes; Sordariales; Chaetomiaceae
Exons: 2
Coding region: 155-1762 (535 amino acids)
Biological process (GO): proteolysis
Molecular function (GO): serine-type endopeptidase activity
Source: RefSeq, a predicted model, not a curated record